AUGUCUCGCGAAUCACUGCAAGAACAUGGUGGAUGUCGAAUUGGAGGCUUACCUCGGAUCCAAUGCAUGAGUUGUGAGUUAAUAAUCUACUAUUGACCUUUCAGUGCUCGCAUGAUUGAAACUUGCAGCUAGUCUCGCCUUUUGGAGCUUAGAGAGCUUCAUAUUCAGAUCUGUCGAUUUAGAAAUUCCUUUUUACGUGUACUAUUAUUUGCCAAGGGAGGAUAGAGGGUUUUCUUCCCAGCAUUUACAUACUGCAGUUUUAUUGACUGGAACAAUUGUGUUUAGAAAUCAGUUCUACGCUAUCGUGGUUUUAUUUAAGCCUUUCUCCACAGUUCAAUGUUUAUUAACUGUUUGCACUGAAUGCUUGUCAUAAUAUUUGACAUGGAAAGGAAAACUACCUUUGGAUUUUCACAGAGCUCACUUCGACAUCUGUGUAGAAUAAAUAGUCAAAAAAAAGUAGUGUUAAAAUAGAGGAGAGAAAAUAGCAUGAAGAAACCUACGCGACAUGAAAACAAAACAACCAAUCAGGGACGUCACUAUCAAACUAAGAGUAAUCGCAGUAUUGUAUUAUAGAGGGGCUUUAAUAAUGAUAUUUUCCAAGAGACCACAAGGAGUAUGUUAUCGGGCUGGAGUUAAAUAUCAAUAGUAGAGCAGCUUACUUGCAAGAAGUUAGGUUUUGUAUAAUUUCAAUAAUAUUAUUGCUUGUGCUGGGAGUGAUAUGUUGGAACAGCUGGGUCUAGGUUUUAAACUUGUUUUUGAGGUAGUUAUAAUAUUGGCUUGUGGAGAAUUAAACGUUUGAUAAGGGAAAAGUGAACUUUUAUACUUCCGAAUUUCAAUGGUCAGAAUCGAUCUUUAACUUUAAUUUUUUACUAUCAGUAUUUCCGGAUAGUUUGACAGGGGCAAGGAAAUACAAUAUUUAUGUUUUGCUAAAAUUGAUUUGUUUAAGAAAGAAUCUGGCACACCCGUUUUGCAACGCGCUUGUCUACGAUUGUUACUCCUCAUACUGAAUAACUGAAUAAACGCCAAACCCUUCUAUAUUUGUUCUCAAUCUUGCAAGAUUAUUUCGCUGCAAAUGUCAUAAAAGAGCAGUAUGAGGUGCCCUUAUCUUAGUCAUUCUUAAGCUGGCGCAAAUCUAACAAUUCCAUAGCUGUAAUAACAUAAUUUUGUUUUACUUUGUAAGAUACUCGCGUAUUUCCGUAAGAUCUCAAUGACGAGAAUCAUAGAUUGACAAAUACUAAUCUAUUUCUUUUUAAAAAAAGAAAAUUCUUAUGAAAAAAAAAAUGUUUACGCAUGAUAUUGAAGUUAGUGCAACGAAUUUGGGUGGAGUCCGUGAUACCUGUCUCUCACCUGCCAUUUGUUUAUGUUUCAGCAAGUCAGCCCGAGGGUGGUGAACUGGGCAUAUGUGGAAUCGUCAUAACGGUUUUGUGUUACAUUCUUGUAGUCAUCACAUUCCCAUUUUCACUGUUCUUUUGUUUGAAGGUAAGCAAGCGGAAAGCACUAGAUUGCAUCGACCUAAACGAGAUUCAGUGAUCACUGGUUAUAGUGAAAUCAUGGGUUUGGCAUGGGUGCUCAUUCUUGCGGGCUCACAGUCGACGCAUCUGAAACUUUUCUUUAUCAAAGUAUGGCUCAAUGCAAUGGGUUAGCAUUUUAAGAGACUUUGAUUGCGGUUGGGAUAAGAAUUUAGAUUGAGGUGCGCGUGGUGUCGUGGGAUGGAACGAAACCAGGAAAAGUAGAUACUUCCUUAUUUUUCCUGCUUCUCUUCCCAUAAUUCCCUAGGUGCCACUUUACACAGCUAAUAACGACAGGUUACAAGUCUGUAAUCGUAAACAGAUCAGAUUCAGUUACGAGGGAGCUCUGUUGUGAGAUCGUAGACGAAAACUAUCUGGUUUCUUUCGGGCCAAUGAAAUUGAAGGCAAUUCUAUUUAUAAACAUGUGAAAAAGAACGAAAUUAAGUUCCGACUUUUCGCCGACAUCACGACGCAAUUUUCAAGGAAUGGAAAUAAAUGCGAGUUCAAAUGGAGUUAAAGUACUCAGUUGCAUGAAUGAACAGAGUUAGUUAUUUUUUACAUCUUUACGUUUCUCCAAAUCAUUAUUAAUAAUAUAAGAUAUCUAUUUAUCUACCGUUAAAAAAGGCUAUUUUAAUCAAACAAGCAAAUGAGCAACACUUACUUUUUGACCUUCAAUGCCGAUGGGUUUUUAACUUUCACUAAGAUAAACUGUCAGUAUGUAUUUUUUAGAAAAAUAGCAUAAUGCGAGCAACUUACAUCCUAGUUCAACGAGACCUCACCAAGAAGCAAUAUUUGUAAGCUAAGUGACGUUUAUUAAGGAAGUACUUGAGACUUAUUUUUUAUUUUAACCAGAUAGUGCAAGAAUACGAAAGAGCCGUAAUAUUCAGACUAGGAAGAAUUCUCCCCGGCGGGGCCCGGGGACCAGGUGAGAAAAACAACAAAAAAAACAGCACUCGUUAGCAAAGGACCCUGGCUUCCAAAGCGGUCGGGGACUGAGCACAAGAACUUCUGAUUCUCGCUAAUAAACUGACUUCGUUUUAUAAGGUCCGGAAUGAAUAUAUAACACUUGGCUAACCUUAGCAUUUCGUAAUUGUUUUACUUUAAAAACAAACAAACUAACUAAACAAAACUACCCAAAGGUUUUGUUUUUAUUGUUUUACUUGAACUUUGUAAAUAUUUUGGCCAGGUUUAUUUUUCGUCCUUCCCGCAAUUGAUAAGUACAGCAAGGUGGACCUACGAACUAUAUCCUUUGAUGUUCCACCUCAGGAGGUACACAUUUUCAUUUUUAUAUAUACAUAAUUCUUGAAUUAAUUACUUUUUUUCCACAGGGCUUUUAUGGCUGUCUAAAUGUGCUAAGUUAAAAACUUCCUUUGCUUUCACGAAUUCCAAUCGUACCAGAGGAGCACGCUAUUUCCCUUCCCUCAUUUGUGGUGCGAUGACAAUAAUACGCCGAACAUGCGCACCAUCUCGCAAUUUAGAGCUCUUAUUAAAAUAUAGCAUAGCGGCUUGAUUUAGCCUGUGCCAGGCCCUCCCUGACUUCUACUCGGCUUUCGUUCAAUUGUUCUCGUUCCUGGAACAGGUUAAGCACGAUUCUUCUCUUGGUUAUCUGAAACCAAAACAUUUUUCGACUAUCUAAAAGCACUUUCUUGUUCUCACAACCUCUCUACUGAAUGAAGCUUUGCCUUGAAAACUUAACUAAGUUUUGUGUUUCAGUUAUCAACUUAUCUUGAUUCAAAAUUAACUUAAAGUAUCUUAUUAGCUAAUUUCUCAUCAUAAAGUUCUUUCAAUUGAUUGGCUAGGCUCUGACACGUGACAGCGUGACAGUUACUGUUGAUGCAGUGGUAUAUUUUAGGAUCCAGAAUGCCACGGUGUCAGUGACCAACGUUGAAGAUGCACGAGGUUCCACCAAACUGCUUGCCCAGACUUCUUUGCGAAACAUGAUAGGCACAAGGAAUCUCAGCGAUAUCUUAAUGGACAGGGAGGGGCUGAGUGCGCAAAUGCAGGUAAACAAAUGCAGUUUAUUUUCUCUUACCGUGGCUGCUAUUUCAGCUGAUAUCUUAAUAAAUAGAUAAAGUUGUUCAAACGGGGAAAGCCUGAAUAGAGAUGGCCAUGGCUGUAAUAAACCAAAGCGAUCACAAAUAUGCUACUACGGCCAAACAUUUAAUCUGAUCACAAAAAAGAUUAUCGAACGCAGAAUACUGCGUUUAAACUGUCAAAAAGCAGUAGAAAUUGAAAAAAAUCCUUCAUGUCUAAUUAGGAGCAUGCAUUGACGGAGUUGCUUUGUGAAAAGAGUUGGAUUACCAGGCGUGAAACCAAACGACAAACGACAAACGACGUGCGAGCUCUUUACCUAUAUUGAGUGACCUUAAAAUAUUUGAAAGCAAAAUAAGAAAAGACAAAAAGGGGCCUCAGAAAAAACCAUAACUUGCGUAAAAAAUUGUUAUUUGAUAUUUUCGUCUCAUAUGUUUGUAUCCUUAGUCAUUCCUUGAUGACGCCACUGAUCCCUGGGGUGUCCGCGUGGAAAGAGUAGAGAUGUGA
Messenger RNA from Porites evermanni, 4046 nucleotides. The record is from the annotation of a GenBank genome assembly. Lineage: Eukaryota; Metazoa; Cnidaria; Anthozoa; Scleractinia; Poritidae.